UUUUUGUGAUAUUCCAAACCCCGUUCAUAACUAUGGCAGGGGGACGAUGGAUUGCAGUUUUGGUCAUAUGUGUUCUUGUUCAGGCCAUUCAUGGAGGUGCUCCUAACAAUAGAGGAAACGAGUUCAUCAUUGGUUUUAUGGAAAACCAAGGGACUUCAAUUCCUGUGGAGGUGUUCGUCACCACAAUGCGUACUGUCACGGUUAAUGUAAACGUAACAGCCCCUCGGUACGAUUCUUCCAUUAACGAACAGUUCAGCGUUAAGGCAGGGGAGGUAAAGCAGCUAUUUUUUCCAGCAGCAAUCCGACCAGUUGGCUGUCAGAAAAAACCCAACGCUAUACAUGUCAAGGCCGACGAUGACGUCGUAAUUUACGCCGUAAACAAAGAGAAGUAUUCCAACGAUGCCUACCUUGGCGUGCCCAUCGAUGUUUUGGGAAAGGAAUACUAUGCCGUGACAUUUUACCCGCCCACUCAGCAGUGCGAGAUGAUGAUUGUAGGUGUGGAAGAUGGCACAACAGUAACAAUCAGAUUGCCUGCCAGCAUGCAGCAGUCCGUAUCUUGGAACGGCCAGACGUACGCCGCCGGGGACACUCUGACCGGAACAGUUGAUCGUUUUGACACCUGGCAGUUGAUAUCUAAAGGAGAUUUGACCGGAGCUUACAUCACUUCCGACAAGAACGUGGGUAUCAUUAGCGGAAAUAAAAAGACAAAAAUUGGGAGUGGAGGCUCCUCCGAUCAUUUGUGCGAAAUGAUGGUACCAGUUGGCAGAUGGGGUAAGAAUUACAUCUCCGUUCCAAUUCCAGAGAGAACUGUAGGCGACAAAUUCCGAUUCAUUGCCAGUGAAGCUAGUACAACAGUGACCAUCUCUGGGGGACACACCGAGACCUUUACCCUGACCAACGCCGGUGACUUUGUAGAGAAGGAUAUCGCAUCUGGGGCCUACUGCUCCAUUAAGGCAGACAAAGCCAUCAUGGUGGUCCAGUUUGUUCUCAGUCAGCAGUUGAGCACAGAACCUUCCGAUCCUGCCAUGAUGGUUCUUCCACCUAUUGAACAGUAUGCCGCUGACUACACUUUCACUACUCCUAAAUACUCUCUUCCUCCUGCAACUUACGACAGUUUUUUCAUGUUUGUCAUCAAAGAUGCUGACAAGGAUGGUCUUAAGGUUGAUGGAACACCCUUCUCCACUACAUACAACACAGUGACACAUAAUGGAGUCGACUACGCUGCCGGCUAUAUCGCGGUCUCGGAAGGCACGCACACUGUUCGUCACGACUCUCCAAUCAAAGUGUUCGGAGGUUAUCUGUAUGGAAAAGCCAAGUACGAAACUUACGCCUUCACAACUGGAACUCGACUUGCACCAAUCAAUGAACCAUGUUCCCCGACAGCCUCUCAGAUUGGCGAUGGUAUUGACAAUGAUUGUGAUGGAUUGAUAGACGAGGAGGCCUGUUGGGAUAGCAACAAAGAUGAUGAUGGCGAUUCAAGACAAGACGAGGACUGCGCAACCCCGCCACCAGUUGACGGUAUGUGGGCAGACUGGGCUCCUUGGAGCGCAUGCUCAGUGACCUGCUUUUCUACAACUGGUGCUAACAACAAUGGUUCUAAAUCCCGAGAAAGAACUUGCACCGAUCCUGCCCCAGCGUAUGAUGGAAAACAGUGCGUCGGUCAACCAUCCGAAGUUCAGUCCUGCUCAAUUACCACCAUAAACUGUCCAGUUGAUGGAGCAUGGACCUCAUGGGAGAGCUGGGGAACGUGCACCGUGACAUGCGGCAGCGGCUCGCAGUCACGUGCACGCACCUGCACCAACCCAUCCCCACAGUUCGGUGGAGCCGAUUGCGCUGGAGACAACAGCGAAUUCAAGCAAGGCUGCAACCCGUCAGUUUGCCCAACUGCAAGCGCCAACAAUUACGUUCAGGUAUGA
Saccostrea cuccullata (small rock oyster) is the source of this 1916-nucleotide messenger RNA. RefSeq names its product IgGFc-binding protein-like. The record is from RefSeq and is a predicted model, not a curated record. The transcript has 7 exons. NCBI's taxonomy places the organism in Eukaryota, Metazoa, Mollusca, Bivalvia, Ostreida, Ostreidae. Bases 33 to 1916 code for a protein of 627 amino acids.